UCUCAACUUUACACCAAGCUUCACCACCGCCUAUCCUUUUGCGGAUAUUCAUCCAGACGUUCCUGGUACACAACGACACAUCCCAGGGGCAUCUCAGUCAACAACACCAGACGGGACGUUCCCAACAGCUAGCAGCAAACAAGUCAAUCUUCUGCAACUCACGGCCACUUAGCCAUCCCGAUGAGUCUCUUUCAUAACACCACAUCAAAUCGACCCGACGCACCGAAUCCCGUCAUGCUCUUUGGUCAACCCCGCCCCUAUGGCGGACCCGGUCUGUUUGGGGCCCAGCCUACAUAUCAACACAUCUGCGGUCUCUACUACAUCGAUCCGCAUCGCCACCAGAAACAUGCGCGGCAAUAUCUUCCCACGCUUUCACAGUCGGUGCACGCUCGCAUCAUUGCAUCGACAUCUCGGACAACUCUCACCCAAACCUUUGUCAACCCCUCAUCGACGGCACCCAUCCCCGAGCUUCGCUACACCUUUCCCCUCUAUGACGGUGUGUCCGUAGUCGCUUUCACCUGCACCAUCAACAACGAUCGUGUCAUCCGUGGUGUCGUCCAGGAGAAGACUGCUGCUCGCAAGACGUACAACCAAGCUGUUGCCAAGGGCCAAACUGCUGGUCUCUUGGAGCAACUCCCUGAUGCGAGCGAUGUCUUCACCACCACCAUUGGCAACGUGCUCGCUGGCGCCCAGAUUGCCGUCGAGAUUGAAUACCUCGGCGAGUUGAAGCACGAUGCCGAAGUCGACGGCAUCAGGUUCAUCAUUCCCACUUCCAUUGCCCCCCGCUAUGGCGCAUUCCCUGGCGAGUUGCUGGCCAAGCCCGCCAACGUCUCUGCAGAGGACGGUAUUCGCAUCGUAGUUGAUGCCCAAGUGCCGGCUGGAAGCUUCAUCAAGUCGAUCCAGUCGCCUUCACAUCCCAUUUCUGUCUCUAUCGGCUCAACGUCCACUAUGCGCGCCAACGCCACACCAUCUCUCCAGCUUGCGAGUGCCACACUCUCCCUUGGCACUGCUCAACUGGAACGCGAUUUCAUCGUCCAGGUCAUUGCGACAAACACCUCCAACCCCGUUGCAGUUCUCGAGACGCACCCCGCCAUUCCUCAUCAGCAGGCCCUCAUGGCCACCCUUGUGCCCAAGUUCAAGAUUGCUGCCACCAAGCCCGAAGUUGUCUUUAUCUGUGAUCGCUCUGGUUCUAUGGAGGGAAACAAAAUGCAAGAUCUCAAGAAUGCUCUUAAAGUCUUUAUGAAAUCUCUGCCUGUCGGAUCCAUGUUCAACAUCUGCAGCUUCGGCUCCAGGCAUGAUUUCUUGUUCCCAAAGUCCGUCAUGUAUGACCAGAACACCAUGGAAACUGCCAUGCGACACAUUGAUACCUUUUCCGCCAACUACGGAGGCACCCAGAUCUACAACCCCAUCGAGUCAACUUUCAAGCGACGCCACAUCGACCUUGAUCUUGAGACUUUCGUCCUCACUGACGGCGAGGUUUGGGAUCAAGAUCGCCUCUUCGGCAUGGUGAACAGAAUGCUCAGUGAGUCCAAGGGCGCCAUUCGUCUCUUUACCCUCGGUGUCGGCAGCGGUGUCAGCCACUCUCUCAUCGAAGGCCUCGCUCGAGCUGGCAAUGGUUUCUCGCAAUCUGUCUCCGAGGGGGAGAAAAUGUCUGGCAAAGUCGUCCGCAUGCUCAAAGGAGCUCUCACUCCCCAUGUCAAUGAUUAUACCCUCGAGGUCAAAUAUGCCGAUGCCGAGUCUGAGACGGAGCCUGAAGAUGACUUUGAUAUCAUUGAACCUGAAGAUGCAACUCUCGAGAAGACAGCCGAUGGCAAAGUAACCGAGAAGCCCGUCAAGCCAAUUUCUCUCUUUGACACCAUCGCAGACGACGAUGUUGACAUGGAAGAUGCCCAAGCUCAAGACGACGGCUCUGGACUGGAGCGGUACUCACACAUUCCGACAGUCAAGCCUCCCAAGAUCCUUCAAGCUCCCUUCCAGAUCCCGCCUCUCUUCCCUUUCAGCCGCACUACUGUCUAUCUCUUGCUCUCUCCCGACAGAGAGCUGAGAUCCAAGACUCCGGAGGUCUUGGUUCUGCGUGGCACCUCAUCCCAGGGUCCCCUGGAGCUCCAGAUCCCCAUCACCCUGCUUGACGAUAAGGCCGAGACGAUUCAUCAGCUCGCCGCUCGCAAAGCUGUCAAGGAACUGGAAGAAGGCCGUGGCUGGAUCUACCACGCCAAGGGUAAAGAUGGCAAACUUCUAGAAACGCAGAAUCCCGGCCGUUUCCCCGGCAUGGUUGAGCGAGAGGCCGUCCGCCUUGGCAUCCAGUUUCAGGUAGGAGGCAAAUGGUGCUCCUUUGUUGCUGUUGAGCAGAACGACACUCCAAACAUCCCCGCCGCCAAUACAGAGCAGGUCAACCCAGAGCAGGCCAAACCUGGAGCACAGAAUCUGUUCUCGAAUCUCCAGAGGGGGCCAGAUCCGGUUCUCUCAUCACGGUCCCGCGCUUAUGAUGAUGGUCUAAACUCAUCAUCGUCAUUCGGCGCCGCUUCCUCAUCAUCAACACGCGCAUCACCGUUCGGCAUGUCAACCUCAACAACUUACUCAAACCCAUAUCCGCCACCUACCGGCGGUUCGUUGUUCGGCGGAUUAGGUUCCUCCACUCCCCAGCAUCAGCAACGUCCAACAGCGCCUACGGCCUUUGGAUCCUUAUUCGGCCAGCCUGCCCCGUCGUCUACUCCAGCUGCCGGUGGCCUCUUUGGUGCAAGUUCGUCUGUCACUGGUGCCUUUGGUGCUGCCCCGACCGCCGGAGGAUCUGGACUCUUUGGUGGAUCUGGCGGGGGCUUGUUUGGACAUCCCACGGCUUCUGCGCCACCCAACCCAGCUUCCACCAGCCCGUUUGGCUCACGUUCUUCUACCGCUGGUGCGUUCGGCGCAUCUACAGCCAGUGCAAGUCAAGCUGGAGGAUCUCUCUUUGGUGGAACUGGAUCUGGUGGAGGCUUGUUUGGUCAAUCCAUGGCUGCCGACUUUGUCCCUUCCGUGCCCCCGACUGGAGGUCUGUUUAGUAGCGCUUGUCGUCGGUCUGCCACUGACGAUUCUACGUCCGGAGGUCUGUUUGGCAGCAUAUCUGAGGAGUAUGCCGGCGACCAGUCCAUUUCAUAUGAGACUGAAGGUCUCUUUGGCAGCUCAAGCGCAGCUCCCCCAUGGUCCGACAGCGGAGAACCUCCCAUCGUCCAAGCUGCCGCGCUGGCCCCUCCCACGGACCAGGUUGAUGCCGCUCUGCUGGAGCAAUACAACCUGGAGAUGUCUGAAGCUGCAUGCAUGCCCAUCCCUGAUGAAGAUACUGAUGAUGAUUGGGAAAAUGAAAUUGCCCCAGCUCCAGCUCCUGCUGCGGAGCCCGCUCUUGAUCUGUCGAUGAAGAAGAAGAAGUUCAAAAAGGGCCAAGAUUCUCCCAACAUUGUGCUCCCGGGUUACGACAACUUCUCACCACCUACCGAUCCGUUCUCUGCCAUAGUAUCGCUCCAGAACUUCAACGGUAGCUGGGAUUCUUCGAAGGACAUCUUCAACAUCAUUGGCACUACUUUGGAUGUGGUGAAGAACGCUCUGCGCUCGCUUGGUGUUGACGACGAGGGAGUCCUGUCUACCUCCGCAGUCGUUGCCUACCUGCGCAAGGUCCUUCCAGCGGAGCGGGACAGCUGGGAGAUGCUGGAGGAGAAGGCGGUUGCUUGGCUCGAGGGGGAGUUGGGCGAAGAGAAGGCUCAGAAGGUUUUGGCUGUUGCUGAUGGUCUCUUUUGAGGAUGUUGUUUUGGACAUGAUAAUGAGGUAUUUGGAUCUUGUGGACAGCCGAUCGAUGUGACGGACUGGUAAAGUUCCAGCAAUUCAGGGAUUGAUGAAAUAGUACAAUAAUAAUAUGAUACUCACG
This is a messenger RNA of Colletotrichum scovillei, 3895 nucleotides long. RefSeq names its product vault protein inter-alpha-trypsin. The transcript has a single exon. The record is from RefSeq and is a predicted model, not a curated record. NCBI's taxonomy places the organism in Eukaryota, Fungi, Ascomycota, Sordariomycetes, Glomerellales, Glomerellaceae. Bases 181 to 3768 code for a protein of 1195 amino acids.